Molecule: messenger RNA, 1071 nt
Organism: Pyrenophora tritici-repentis Pt-1C-BFP
Lineage: Eukaryota; Fungi; Ascomycota; Dothideomycetes; Pleosporales; Pleosporaceae
Source: RefSeq, a predicted model, not a curated record
AUGACGCUCAAAGACCUGUUGAAAAAGAAGGACAAGAUCAGGGACGAAGGCGCUCCGACGUCACCCACAGGACCCACGCUGUCUCCCGAUAUUCCAGAGUUCCACUUCUUUCGAACCACGACUUCGACCCAAGAGUCAAUCGAGCCGCCUAGCUUCCCCGGCGAUCCUACGCGCGAGGCACCCCUUUUGUCGCCCGCACCACGAGGUGCCUUUGGCAGGUUCAGAAGCCGGAGUAGCACCUCGGCUCAGGGUGGCGGCAUAGCGGAGCGGUUACACUUUGGUCGAAGCAGGUCUGGCAGCUCCGUCAACGUACCAGACAACCUUCCGGAAGUGGGAGGAGACGGUGUCGCACGGACAGAGGACGACGAGGCAAAGUGGGAGAAGAGGGCGACCGUCUUGGUUACAGCAACUCUGCAGCAUAGCAGUCAGCCCAGUACGCCGCACUAUGAGCCCACGAGUCCAAUGUCGCCAGGAGCCAGGAGCGCUACGAGCACAGGUGCUCCUGGGGACGAGAUGCACCAAGAUCUCGAGGCUUCAACAGCAUUGUUUGGAAGACUUGCAGAGCCGACGGGCGCAAACAAUGCUCUGGCCCAAGUGCUCUACGGUCUCGCAUUACGUCACGGUUGGGGAUGUGAGCCAAACCAAGAACAAGCCGUCCAGUACCUAUCCAUGGCGGCGUCCAACAGUGCUGAGGUGGAAAAGUUGGCCCUCGGUGCAGGCAUGAAAAAGGGCGGUGCGGCCAAAGGCGAGCUUGUGCUGGCCAUGUAUGAGCUGGCCAACUGUUUCCGAAAUGGCUGGGGCAUCAAGAAGGAUCCCGCGGCCGCGAAGCAAUAUUACGAGACUGCUGCUAAUUUGGGUGAUACCGAUGCGAUGAAUGAGGUAGCGUGGUGCUAUAUCGAAGGCUUCGGGACUAAAAAGGACAAGUUCAAAGCGGCUCAGUUUCUGCGCCUCGCGGAGACCAAGGGCAACAAGACGUUAGGCAAUACCUGUCCGUUGAUGGGGCUACACGUGGCGUCUCGUUGCUGGCUUCGGUUCCAGUGCAAGAGUAAGCGGGACGAUGGGAGGGUGUAG